GUUAGUGUGACGUAUAAUCUAGUGGACGGAACGCUUCUUUCAGCAGCAGCAACAGUUAGUCCGCCACCUCGGUAGCUUGCUAGCCAAAAUAGCCGAACCAAUAAAGCUCUUUAGACGCUUUAGUGUAUAUUAGCCACUGUAUUUUAAACCAUUGUCUGUCGUCUAGUUGGUUAGUUAUCCUAUUUAAUUUCAUAUUUACGGUGCUGUUGUUAUUAUUCAGCUAGCGGGCUGGUUAAGUUAGCAUUAGCCUAGCUAGCUAACAUCUCAGACCAUGAGUUCACUAAAUUACUCUCUUCCUGCUGAAGAAGAGACGGUCUGUUGGACGGAGAAAGAAGCUCUCAUCAAAGAGGAGGAGGAAGAGAAGGAUGUUACAAUACAAAAACAAGUAGAGGGUGAGGCUGUUACCCUGAAAGAAGAAGAGAAAGACGUUACAGUGAAAGAAGAGGAAGACGUUACAGUGAAAGAAGAGGCGUUCAGAGUGAAAGAGGAGGAGGGUGUUACAGUUAAAGAUGAGGAGGAUUCAGUUUUUGAAGUGAAAGCGGAGGAGGGGGAGAAUACGGUCUCAUCGGAAGAAGAGGAGGAAACUGGAUAUCUGGGCCCGAUUUCCCAAACGCAAUUUAAGGCAUCCAGUGGUUCUAAAGAUGAACUUAGCCAUAAGAUGGUUUUGAGAAACCGGGCCGUGAUUACCACUGGAGAGAUAAGGGACUAUCGUGGAUCCUCUGGGGAGCCUCAACAACCUCAUGAUGCUGACGAGGCAGAGAAGAGUCUCUCCAGAUCAGAACUCCUCAAGAAACACCUGCAGAGAUCCACAGGGAAGAUAACUCACUGCUGCUCUGACUGUGGGAAGAGAUUCACCUCCUCAGGCAUUAAAAUUCAUCAGAGAACACACACAGGAGAGAAACCUUAUAGCUGUGAUCAAUGUGGGAAGAGUUUUACUACAUCUAGCAAUCUGACUGUACACCAGAGAACACACACAGGAGAGAAACCUUAUAGCUGUGGUCAAUGUGGGAAGAGUUUUACUACAUCUAUCCAGCUGACAUUACACCAGAGAACACACACAGGAGAGAAACCUUAUAGCUGUGAUCAAUGUGGGAAGAGUUUUACUACAGCUGGUCAUCUGACUUUACACCAGAGAACACACACAGGAGAGAAACCUUAUAGCUGUGAUCAAUGUGGGAAGAGUUUUACUACAUCUGGCCAUCUGACUUUACACCAGAGAACACACACAGGAGAGAAACCUUAUAGCUGUGAUCAAUGUGGGAAGAGUUUUGGUAGAUCUGGCCAGCUGACAUCACACAAGAGAACACACAUGGGAGAGAAACCUUAUAGCUGUGGUCAAUGUGGGAAGAGUUUUGGUAGAUCUGACCAGCUGACAUUACACCAGAGAACACACACAGGAGAGAAACCUUACAGCUGUGAUCAAUGUGGAAAGAGAUGUACUACAUCUGGCCAGCUGACAUUACACCAGAGAACACACACAGGAGAGAAACCUUAUAGCUGUGAUCAAUGUGGGAAGAGAUUUACUACAUCUAGCCAGCUGACAUUACACCAGAGGAUACACACAGGAGAGAAACCUUAUUGCUGUAAUCAAUGUGGGAAGAGUUUUACUCAGCUGAACAGCCUGAUAGUACACCAGCGGACACACACAGGAGAGAAACCUUUUAGCUGUGAUCUAUGUGGGAAGAGAUUUACUACAUCUAGCGCUCUUACUUCACACCAGAGAAUACACACAGGAGAGAAACCUUAUUGCUGUAAUCAAUGUGGGAAGAGUUUUACUGAAUCUAGCUCGCUGACUAAACACCAGAGAACACACACAGGAGAGAAAUCUUAUAGCUGUGAUCAAUGUGGGAAAAGUUUUACUGAAUCUAGCUCUCUGACUAAACACCAGAGAAUACACACAGGAGAGAAACCUUAUACCUGUAAUCAAUGUGGAAAGAGUUUUACUCACCUACAAAGCCUGAUAGUACACCAGCGGACACACACAGGAGAGAAAUCUUUUAGCUGUGGUCAAUGUGGGAAGAGAUUUACUACAUCUAGCGCUCUUACUUCACACCAGAGAAUACACACAGGAGAGAAACCUUAUUGCUGUAAUCAAUGUGGGAAGAGAUUUACUACAUCUAGCGCUCUUACUUCACACCAGAGAAUACACACAGGAGAGAAACCUUAUUGCUGUAAUCAAUGUGGGAAGAGUUUUACUGAAUCUAGCUCGCUGACUAAACACCAGAGAACACACACAGGAGAGAAACCUUAUAGCUGUGGUCAAUGUGGGAAGAGUUUUACUACAUCUAUCCAGCUGACAUUACACCAGAGAACACACACAGGAGAGAAACCUUAUAGCUGUGAUCAAUGUGGGAAGAGUUUUACUACAGCUGGCCAUCUGACUUUACACCAGAGAACACACACAGGAGAGAAACCUUAUAGCUGUGAUCAAUGUGGGAAGAGUUUUACUGCAUCUGGCCAUCUGACUUUACACCAGAGAACACACACAGGAGAGAAACCUUAUAGCUGUGAUCAAUGUGGGAAGAGUUUUGGUAGAUCUGGCCAGCUGACAUCACACAAGAGAACACACACAGGAGAGAAACCUUAUAGCUGUGGUCAAUGUGGGAAGAGUUUUGGUAGAUCUGACCAGCUGACAUUACACCAGAGAACACACACAGGAGAGAAACCUUAUAGCUGUGAUCAAUGUGGGAAGAGUUUUACUACAUCUGGCCAUCUGACUUUACACCAGAGAACACACACAGGAGAGAAACCUUAUAGCUGUGAUCAAUGUGGGAAGAGUUUUGGUAGAUCUGGCCAGCUGACAUCACACAAGAGAACACACACAGGAGAGAAACCUUAUUGCUGUAAUCAAUGUGGGAAGAGUUUUACUGAAUCUAGCUCUCUGACUAAACACCAGAGAACACACACAGGAGAGAAAUCUUAUAGCUGUGAUCAAUGUGGGAAGAGUUUUACUGAAUCUAGCUCUCUGACUAAACACCAGAGAACACACACAGGAGAGAAAUCUUAUAGCUGUGAUCAAUGUGGGAAGAGAUUUACUACAUCUAGCUCUCUGACUUCACACCAGAGAACACACACAGGAGAGAAACCUUUUAGCUGUGGUCAAUGUGGGAUGAGAUUUACCAGAUUUAGAUAUCUAACUAUACACCAGAGAAAACACACAGGACAGAAACCUUAUAGCAGUAAUAAAUGUGGGAAGAUAUAGCUGUGACCAGAGAUAAUCUGAUAAAAGAUCUCGGAUUCAACAUCAGAAAAUACAUGUUAUAUAAUAAAUUGGUCUAUAAUCAGUUUUAUGAACAAUCCUACAUCACUCCAGUAUUUAUUGAAAACAUUCAAGUGCUAAUUGUCUUUAUUCCACUACUGAAGAAGCAUGACUCAAAUCACCUCAUACUUCAAACAUUCAGCCUGACAAAAGAUACAUGUUUUAUUAUUCCAUGCCUCACCCUUAAGUGAAGUAUUGCCAAUAUAUAUUAACAAAGGGGUGUACAUUUGGUUUUGAUUUUCAUAUUUACAAUUUAUGUAACAUUUAGUCAUAGUUAUUUAUGCAACCAGCUGACAAUUUUUGGGUACUAUUAUAUUGAAAUUGUUAUCCUGCUUUUAGAAUAUCAGGGAUCAUUCUCAGAUGUACCAACCCACAUGUACUAGAGCAUGACAUUGGGGACUGGGCCCCGAUCCAACAACAUGCCUAUCGAGUGAACCCUGAAAAGAGCGAGAAGCUCGGGAUAUUGCAGGAGCUCUUGAAAUCAGACAUGACUAAUACAAUUUGAUUUGAGUUUUGUCCAAGGCGAUGAGAGUUUUAGAAGGACGAGAGUUCUAGAAGCUGGUGAGUUUUAGGAUUCUAUAGAAAGUAAUUAUAUUUUUUUCAUUUAUGUUUUGAGGUUGGACUUUAGCACGUCUAGCUCGUUAGCACCAAUCAAUGCGCCCUACGUGCUAUCUCGUUAGUCAGUAUGUGUUACACCUGUGCUGGCUUGUCCAUCUCGUUAGUGGGAAGGUGUUUCACCUGAGCUGGUCCAGGUUCUAUUUAAGAGUGUCUGGCCCAGUGCUCCAGUUGUCUUGAUAGAUGUGGAGAGUCAACACCUUUAGUUGCUCCACUUUUUUGGUUUGCUUCCUGUCUUUAAGUUUAUUGUUUUUUUUUAUUUUGUUUCCCUCUUUUUUUAUUUUGUUUGCUUCUUCUUGGACAGAUUUAGUGGGUCUCAUAGUUGGUGUCUUUUAGGUCCCAGUUGUUACGAGUCAACUUUCAGUCGACACCCCCAUAGUGUCU
Salvelinus fontinalis (brook trout) is the source of this 4258-nucleotide messenger RNA. RefSeq names its product zinc finger protein 271-like. Gene Ontology annotation, molecular function: DNA-binding transcription factor activity, RNA polymerase II-specific; RNA polymerase II cis-regulatory region sequence-specific DNA binding. Gene Ontology annotation, cellular component: nucleus. The transcript is spliced from 2 exons. The record is from RefSeq and is a predicted model, not a curated record. Gene Ontology annotation, biological process: regulation of transcription by RNA polymerase II. NCBI's taxonomy places the organism in Eukaryota, Metazoa, Chordata, Actinopteri, Salmoniformes, Salmonidae. The coding region runs from base 272 to 3202 and encodes 976 amino acids.